Nematostella vectensis (starlet sea anemone) is the source of this 1968-nucleotide messenger RNA. Its product is annotated as sorting nexin-2. Gene Ontology annotation, molecular function: phosphatidylinositol binding. The coding region runs from base 59 to 1495 and encodes 478 amino acids. The record is from RefSeq and is a predicted model, not a curated record. NCBI's taxonomy places the organism in Eukaryota, Metazoa, Cnidaria, Anthozoa, Actiniaria, Edwardsiidae. Gene Ontology annotation, biological process: early endosome to Golgi transport. The transcript is spliced from 15 exons. Gene Ontology annotation, cellular component: endosome membrane; endosome.
CCCGUGGUCCUUUUCGGGCUGCGUUCACGUGACCUUGUGGUACCAGGAGCAAAGCAAGAUGGCGGACCAAGACUCUCCGGCGCUCUUCGAAGACGAGCCUUCUGCGGACACUACACAACUAGAGGAUGACGAACCCAACUUUGGAAAUACUACCGAAAUAUGUCUAGACGGUGAGGGAGCUAAAAAAGAUCAGGAGGCAAGCGUGAAAGAGGAUGUUACACCCGAAGAGAAAGCUGCCGCCUCAGUUAAUGUCACCAAUAUCCCCGAGUCGGAAAGCGCUGGCAAAGCAGACGAGCCUGUUAAACCAAGACAAGAGGAAAAGGAAGAAUAUGAGGAAGAAGAGACUGACACAUUUGACAUGGAAAUAAAAGUCACAGACCCUGAAAAAGUUGGCGAUGGAAUGAAUGCAUUCAUGAGUUACAGAGUGAUCACAAAGACUAGCAUGCCCGAGUUCAAUAGUCCUGAAACUACUGUCAAACGCAGAUUUAGUGAUUUUCUUGGGCUCCAUGAGCGCAUCAAUGCCAAGUAUCUUCAUCUUGGUAGAAUUGUCCCUCCCGCUCCUGAGAAGUCAGUCAUUGGGAUGAGCAAGGUCAAGUUUUCCAAAGAAGACUCGAACUCCACUGACUUCAUCGGCAAACGAAGGGCUGUUCUAGAGAGGUUCCUAAACAGGGUUGCUGCACACCCAGAGCUGAGAAAAGAUCCUGAUUUUAGACAGUUUUUAGAAGCAGACGAGCUCCCAAGAGCCAAAGAUACUGCAGCGCUGAGCGGCGGUGGACUAAAGCGUCUAGUCAAGUCCAUGGGAGACACAAUGUUUAGUUUGACCACCAAGAUGUCAGAGUCGGAUCAGUGGUUUGAGGAGAAACAACAACAAAUAGAGACGCUGGAUCAACAGCUGAAGAAACUCCACCAUAAUGUUGAGAUUCUGGUUAUGCAUCGCAAAGAGUUGAGUAUAAGUACUGCAAGCUUUGCCAAGAGCGCUGCCAUGCUGAGUAAUGCCGAGGAGCACACAUCUUUGUCCAGAGCGCUCACACAGUUAGCAGAGGUAGAGGAAAAGAUCGAGGCCUUGCAUGUAGAGCAGUCUGAGACAGACUUCUUUGUGUUCUCUGAGCUUCUCAAGGAUUAUAUUGGGCUGAUCAACUCCGUCAAGGCGUGUUUCCAAGAGCGUGUGCGGGCAUACAGUGUGUGGCAGCAUGCCCAGCAGACAUUGACCAAGAAGAGAGAAGCACUUGUCAAAACCGAACUCGCCGGCAAGAACGAGAAGCUUCCCCAGGCUCAGGGAGAGGUCAAAGAGUGGGAGCAAAAAGUUGAGAAAGGUCAGGAGGACUUCGAAGCUAUUUCCAAAAUGAUUCGCAAGGAAAUGGUUAGAUUUGAGAAUAACCGAGUGAAGGACUUCCGAGCUGCCAUAAUCAAGUACCUGGAGGCUAUGAUGGACACCCAGCAACAGUUGAUCAAGCAAUGGGAGGGCUUCCUUCCUGAGGCAAAAGCCAUUGCGUAACUCCCAUCACAUCCCUGGAUUCCAGUCAUUUCAAAUCAUUAUUUUAAUUGACAAACAGCGGUGUCAUAAUGCAACUAGAUUAUACAGUAUUAAACAGCCUUGCACGGUCCAUAGAUGGAAAAGUGAAUGGCAUGAUCACAUGCUCGAUUUACACCACCUCCACCUCACAGAAUGCAUUGGGUCAUUGUUCUCAUCGGUUAAGUUCUGAAUCAUCUAAACUUUUAGAUUAUUUUCUUUUCGUCUCUGUAUUAGGCUGAAAAUGUACGCGUUGAGAAUGGCCAAUGGCGCAAUGCAUUAUGGAUAAGGGUGGCUGGUGCCACCAUCAGCAUAUCCAAAAAAUCAUUUCAUAGUUUGAUAAAUGUCAUUAGGAGAUUAGAGAAAGAUGUAUUACAAUACUAUUUGUCUUUUAGACUAGGUUCGUUGCCCCCAGUGCAUCCAAUCAAUGAACAAAUAAACGCUAUUAAAAACAAAAA